AUGCGAACUAUAAAACAAUUGGUCAAGGACGAUGGGCAAAGCUAUCCCCUAGCAGCUGACCUUCUAAAUCAUCGACUAUACAUGGAUGAUCUUUUGGGGGGCAGUAACUCCGUAAAUGAAGCACAGAAAGCUCAGCAACAGCUGAUCGACCUCCUGGCCGGGGGUGGCUUCAAACUUCGCAAGUGGACGAGUAAUUCACCUGAAAUACUUAAAAACUUAACAGAGGAUUUGAUAAGUCUAAAUAUGUUAGACUUCAAACACGCGGAGUCGAACAAAACUCUCGGAAUUACUUGGAACCCAAGAACAGAUCAAUUUACAUUUCAUCCAACAAAAACAAAUGACUCACGAGCAAUUAUCACUAAGCGCUUACUAUUAUCGGAGUUAUCAAAACAAUAUGACCCGCUAGGCUGGUUAUCUCCGGUAACAACAAAAGGAAAGCUCCUAUUUCAACAAGCGUGGAUGUCUUGCACGAGCUGGGACGACGGCCUUCCUGAAAAUAUACAAAAGGAUUGGGAACGAUUUGAACAAGAUAAACAAAACAUUCGAAACAUAACAAUACCUCGCUGGAUCGGAGACACAACGCAGUCCGUAGAAUUACAUGGAUUCAGCGACGCAUCUGAAAAAGCAUAUGGUUGCGUUAUCUAUUGUAGAUCAUGCGAUCAAAAUGGUCAACCGACCAUACAAUUAGUGGCUGGUAAGACAAAACUUGCGCCACUUAAAAAACCUACAUCUCUGCCUAGGCUCGAACUUUGCGGUGCCUUGUUGUUAUCGCGACUUAUGAAAAAGGUCAUAGAGUCAACAAUGGUACAGACUGUCAAGGUAUUUGGAUGGACUGACUCAAUGGUUGUACUGGGUUGGCUCCGUGGUGAUCCAAGUCGAUGGAAAACAUUUGUGGCUAACAGAAUAGCCCAAGUAAAGGAAAUCAUGGGAACAGCAUGUUGGAAAUACGUGAAAUCGGAAGAAAAUCCUGCAGACUGUGCCAGCAGAGGACUAUUCGCUUCCCAGUUACUAACUCACACACUUUGGUGGGAGGGCCCGCAAUGGCUGAAAAAUAACAAGCUACCGGAACAACCAAAAACACCUGAAACAAAGGAAGAAUUGAAAACAGAAAAGGUCGUAUGUUCCACGCAGAAAACAUAUGCUCUUGUGGAGGAACUUCUGAACAAACAUAGCUCUAUGUCACGAAAACAUCCGAUAAUUCUGUCGAACAAGAACCGACUGUGUGAGCUGUUAAUCAAACAAGCACAUGAAGCUACACUACAUGGUGGCGCUAGAUUGACUCUUGCACACCUACAAAAUAGAUAUUGGAUCCUUGGCGGUAUGAACACAGUCAAAAAGCAGCUCAUCAAGUGUGUAAGAUGUCACCGCUUUAAAACAUCAAGAGACAGUCAGCUGAUGGCCGACUUACCGAAACCGCGAGUAACCCCAUCACGCCCGUUCACGCACACCGGUGUAGAUUUCACUGGCCAAGUAGAAGUGAAAGCUAACAAGGGCCGGGGCAUCAAGAUAACGAAGGGGUAUAUCGCCAUAUUUAUAUGUUUGGCGACCAAGGCCAUACAUCUGGAGUUGGUCUCGGAUUUAAGAGCGUGUACGCUCGGCGCGCGAUGUCAACUUUAG
Helicoverpa armigera (cotton bollworm) is the source of this 1617-nucleotide messenger RNA. RefSeq lists its product as uncharacterized. Gene Ontology annotation, molecular function: nucleic acid binding. Lineage: Eukaryota; Metazoa; Arthropoda; Insecta; Lepidoptera; Noctuidae. The record is from RefSeq and is a predicted model, not a curated record. The coding region runs from base 1 to 1617 and encodes 538 amino acids. The transcript has 2 exons.